AUGGGUGAGAAGCAGGAAUGGCUCGCGCGGAUGGACGAUGAGAAGCUCUCUGUCCGCGCCACUGCACGUCUCGCCGGGGUGCAGCCUGUCAACGUCCACCGGUGGAUAAGGGCGGCGGAUCGGAUUAAGAAGGCGGCACCGUCCAGGCGCCGACUCAACGUGCACGUCGCCCCUGAGGUGGAGGAGUGGGUGAACCCACUGUUCGCCACAGCCGCGGAGGAUGAGGAGGCGGCAAAGGCUGCGGAUGCUGAGGAUGCCGGGGACCUGGAGGAGGAGGAGGAGGAGGAGGAGGAGGAGGAGGAGGAGGAGGAGGAGGAGGAGGAGGAGGAGGAGGAGGAGGAGGAGGAGGAGGAGGAGGAGGAGGAGGACGACGACGACGACGACGACGAUGUGGAUGACGAGGAAGAGGAGGCGGAGGGUGGGCUGGAGGAGGACGCGAACGCUAAGUGCUUGAUGGAAUCUAACAUGACCAAGCCGUAG
Closterium sp. NIES-65 is the source of this 480-nucleotide messenger RNA. NCBI's taxonomy places the organism in Eukaryota, Viridiplantae, Streptophyta, Zygnematophyceae, Desmidiales, Closteriaceae. The record is from the annotation of a GenBank genome assembly.